Messenger RNA from Austrofundulus limnaeus, 3374 nucleotides. RefSeq names its product mitoguardin 2 (gene miga2). The record is from RefSeq and is a predicted model, not a curated record. NCBI's taxonomy places the organism in Eukaryota, Metazoa, Chordata, Actinopteri, Cyprinodontiformes, Rivulidae. Gene Ontology annotation, biological process: mitochondrial fusion.
CUGUUGAAGUGUCAGGUGUCAGAUUAAAGCUCGUUGUAGGCUGACUGUAAUCUGAACUAAUCGCUCAGCUAAAUGAACUAGCCAACGUUAGCAUCAUGCUCGUCAGGAAUGUCUGUCCUACUCUGUUACUGAUUUUAGCCGGGUCCAUAGUCAAGAACAGGUACAGGGGUGGAUGUCAGCAGGACGUUGGGGAGAAUUGGCUGAUCAGAGGACAGAGAGGAAACUUCUUUUUGGGUGAACGUGAGGGAGUUUUGGAGAGCUGUGGCCUGGAAGCCUUUCACCUCCUGAAAUGUCCCUGAAACGAGCCGAAGGGAUGUCGAUUGCCCAGGCUUUGGCCAUGACUGUCGCAGAGAUACCAGUUUUUCUCUACUCCACAUUUGGGCAGUCCAUCUUUUCUCAGCUGAAACUAUCUCCAAGCCUGAAGAAAGUCCUGUUUGCCACCGCACUUGGAAGUGUUGCUCUAGCGCUCACUGCUCAUCAGCUGAAAAGACGAGGGAGAAAAAGGAAGCAGAAAACGCAAGCGAAGGAGGGGCAGAAGCCAGUGGGAAUACCUGAGAUGCUCCUGAAGACAGGAAGACCUUCCUCGUUAAAAAGAGGUCCGUUCACCAGCCGACAAAUGAUGAGCCCCGGAUCUCGGAGCAAUGACACCAUGAGUGGAAUUUCCUCCCUGGCUCCCAGUAAACACUCGAGUUCCUCACACAGCCUAGCAUCGACUCGAGUCCCAAACUCUCCGAAUCAGUCUGUGAAUCCCACCUCCCAGUGGGAGGCGGAGCCUGUGGUGGAAGAAUCAGGAGCAGGAGAGGAUGCCAAUGCAGAGAACCUAUAUUUAAUGGGAAUGGAGCUGUUUGAAGAAGCGCUACGAAAGUGGGAGCAAGCUCUGCAUGUCCGUCAUCCCAGCAACCCGGCCUCCUGCAACAACAGCCUGGCUCUGCAGGGGGCCACCUGCGGAGACAUUCCCACGGGUGAAACCCACAAUAAAGUAUUUGCUGAAAAGUUAGAGACACUAUUGCACCGGGCGUACCACCUGCAGGAGGAUUUUGGCAGCAGUAUCCCAACUGACAGUGUGCUGGCCGACUUUGAAAGCGAAGGAACCCUUAUCUUGCCUCAAGUGGAGAGUUUCCAUCAGCUGCAAUAUGAUGAUGCGACUUCUGUUACGUCUGAUGACUCCUUUUUCUCAGCUGCAGAGCUGUUUGAUAACAUGACUCUAGGGGAGAUCUAUCCACCAAUGAAGCCAGCAGCUCUGUAUGAAGAAGCCUUGUCUCUGGUCCAAGAUGACAAAGUGAACUUUAGGACUCUGAGGACUGAUUUACUUGAAUGCUAUAAUGACCAAGAUUUCCUUGCCAAGCUCCACUGUGUGAGACAAGCGUUCCAGGUUCUGUUGUUAGAUGAAACUCAUCGCACCUUUUUUAUGGAGACUGGGAAACAGAUGAUAACAGGGCUGAUGGUAAAGGCCAACAAGAGCACCAAAGCCUUCUUAGAGAGCUAUGAAGACAUGCUGCUGUACACUCAGAGAGAAGAAACGUGGCCCAUCACUAAGCUGGAGCUGGAGGGACGAGGGGCUCUGGCGACUGCUUGCUGGUCGGUGCUGAAGGCGAAAAGGCGACUUCUUUUGGUUCCUGACGGGUUUAUCUCCCACUUCUAUGCCAUAUCAGAACACGUGAGCCCGGUUUUAGCUUUUGGGUUUUUGGGACCCAGGCAACAUCUGACGGAAGUUUGCACAAUUUUUAAGCAACAAAUCGUGCAGUACCUAAAGGAUAUGUUUGACCACGAUAAAGUCCGUUUCACCACUGUUCAGUGCUUGGCUGAUGACAUCCUGAAGCUUUCCCACCGCAGAAGUGAUAUCUUACUGGGGUACCUGGGAAUUGAUAGUCUGGUGGAACUCAAUGGUGCCCUGCCAAGACAUACAGAUGGCUCCUGAGGAACCCACGAGGGUCACGAAGGGCUUCGUAGAGCUUGAGCAGGACCGGGGAGAAAUCGCCACUCAAAACUCGAUCUCUACUUAAAGUCUCACCCGAACCCUCCUUUCUGUGUUACACUGAGAACCAGCAUUAUUCAUUCAUUCAUCUGUGCACCUCAGCCUGCAGCAGGCAUCAGAUAGAUUUCACCACGUCACCUUGUUCCAUCAGAAAACCGGUUGGAUCAAGUAAUUCCACUUCUUUCUUGUGUUGCUGCUUUGCUGCAUAUCCAGAAUGUCGAGUGUAAUCAUGUAACGGCAGACGUGUGGGGACUUGCCUCGGCCUUGUUGGGCGACACGUUAGACAAGUUGUUAAAAAUGCAGCUGACAAACGCUCCCAAAUGACCAGGACUGCGUCUUCUACACAAAUAUUUACACGAGUUCAACACUUGUGUAACUGGGUUGAACAUCAGAACAUUCAUGUGGACAGAACUGUCAUCAGAUUGGCCAAUAUUACAAACAGUGUAUAUAAAUGAAAAACAGAUGUUGGGGCCAACAUUUACUCUAUUUUAAUUUUUUUAAAUGAUAUCAGUUUUUUAUAGUUUUCACCUGAUAGAUGGCCCACUCGUUCCAGGAUUACCUGCUGUACAAACAGAAAGUAUUAAUCCUCAUUUGGACGAUGUUAAAGAAAGGGAAUAUCUUCUAAGAUGCAGGGCUUUAGUGCACUUGAGUGUUCUCAGGAAAGAAACCGUGACUUGAAAUGAUCUCUAGGAUGUGGGGUUAAAACGUAUAUUUAUAGUAACUUAGUUCAUCAUCUUUAGCUUUCAAGUAUCUCCGUUUAAUUCCACAACUUACUAAACUAUCCAAACUCAAGUUAUAGGAAGAUGUAAGGUUUUGUUUCAGUGGAACAUUUGGGUUAUUGGCAGCUCCUGGACAUGGUUCUAAAAUCUUGAAGACAACCUGCUGAUUUGUGAUGUGCAAUAUUGGUUUUCACUGAAUAACCUUUAAACAUGAUUGGCUUGUCACCGUGGGGGAAAUUGGAAAUGUGUCAUUCCCAAUACCGCUGAGGUCGCACUAAAGCAACAUUGAGCAUUUCCACAGAUUUUUAUUUAGUGUGUGUGAAACUGCUGACAUGAUUAGAGUUCACAGCCACAGGUUUUGUGUGAUCUCACUUUCUAACAUUUAUGACUCAAAGCAAUAGUUUGCUGUUUCUGAGGUGGAGUUUCUUUAGAAAGGUGAUGAAUAUCUUACAUGUUGCAGAUAGCUUGUUGAAUGACCUUAAUUAGAAAUAGCCAACAUCAGAGUGGUCUGAUGCUGUCUUAACUCCAAUUUCAAAAAUUUCAUAGUGAUUCAUGCAAAAAGCACUUAAACAUAAUGCCACCAAUAUUGCAUUAUGUGGUUAUUUCUUCGGAGUGCAUGUUAAAAUCUAUUUUAGAAGCAAUGGGCCUCAUGCAAGAACUUUUUUCGUAUUCUUAUCCUA